AUGAGUGAACCAGUCAAGCUUAGAAUCACUUACAAUGAUAUACACUCCAUGAUCGGAGAAACAGCCGCAAAGAUCAAGGAUGACUUUGAUCCUAAUAUCAUGGUUGCUAUCGGUGGCGGUGGCUUCUUCCCAGCUCGUGUUCUCCGCACUUUUCUAAAAAUCCAGGGCUCAAAGAACAUCCCAAUCCAAGCUAUCGGCCUGUCACUCUACGAGGAACUUCCAAACACAACAGUCGAGCAAGUGGGCACUGAGGUUAUUAGAACGCAGUGGCUUGAUUUUUCCACUCUCGGUGAAAAGAGUUUAGUUGGAAAGAGAGUGCUCAUCGUCGAUGAGGUCGACGACACCAGAAAGACUCUCGGUUACGCUGUCAAGGAGCUCCAGAAGGAUGUCGAAGAACAGUACAAACUUCUGCCUGCAGACUCGCCUCCUACGGAGUUCGCAAUCUUCGUUGUGCACAACAAACUCAAGGAGAAAGCUAGCGAGAUCCCAACUAACGUCAAGUACUUCCCUGGCGCUGAGAUUGACGAUCUCUGGGUUGACUAUCCUUGGGAACAGCAGGAUAUCGUCGAGCAUACGCGUCUCGCUGAAGAAGAUAAGAAAAAGCACGUCGGUGACGUCAACCGCGACAUAGACAAGUCGCAAUCACACUCAGAAGAUGGCACUGGGGGCACUCAGGCAGAGCCACAGCAAAUCCAGCCAUACAGCCAAGGUUUCUGGUCUCCACUUUUGAAGCAGCAACGAGCCAUGUACUUCAAAAUCCUCGCCGCGUCAGUUUCACUAACUACGAUCGCAAUCUGGGGCUUCCUUACGGUUUACUGGGCAAGCAUAGCACAUGAGACGGGAAGACUCGUGCAAAUCAAUGCGGUAUUUGUGAAUCGUGAUAUCGCGAACGGUGUGAAUGGCACUCUCGGAAACACCGUGCGCGAGACAGUAUUUCAAUCUCUAAAUCAAACGCAUCAUUUGGGAUGGACGGAAGAACCUUCGUCUAAAGUGCCCACCAGAGCCUCCAUAGAACAAGCACUAGUCGAGGAUGAAUGGGCGUGGGUUUUCCUUGUUGUGGGGGAAAACGCGACACAAAACCUGACAAUAGCACGUGAGAAUGGAAUUAGCACUUACAAUCCAAGAGACGCUAUUACAAUAUACUACAAUCAGGCACGUAAUGAACUGGCGUCAGGAAAGAUAUUGCCUAUUGCUCAACAAAUAGCCCAACAAUCCAGCCAGCAAGCUAGUGUACAGACGCUUGAACAGUAUCUCACACAGCAGAGCGGUAAUGCUACUGCUAUGGCUAAUCUCGCAACUGCACCUCAAACUGCCGGGAAUGCCUUCGGAAUAACAACAGUCGAUUUCAGACCAUUCGACCAAGCAGUAGCUAGCGCUGUUGUUCUCGUUGGUCUUAUCUACCUUACUCUGCUGGCUUUUAUACAGACAAUGGCAAACUUUGGUGCUAGACCAAUAAUGGAAAAGUAUCUCAAGCUCAGCUCCUACAUUGGAAUGAGGCGGGUUCUAGUUCCUUUCUGGAUAAUACCAAACUCACUCAUUACAGAAUUCUUGUUCCCCUUUGUCUCUAUGUCUAAUACUGCAAAGGGUUUCUUCUGCACGUAUGCACUGUUCCUGGUUGGAAUGUCAGCGCUUGGACUUGCCACUGAGGUUAUUAUUACAGUAGUCGGGCCCAAAUUCAUGCCUUAUGCACUCGUUGCACUCAUCAUCGCUAAUGUCUCGGUCGCAGCUGUUCCUCCAGACUUACAGGUAUGGUUUUUCAAAUAUUAUCCCGCGAUGGUCUACUAUCACCUUAAUAGAGGUGUGCGAUGCAUCAUAUUCAACAUCAAGAACGAGCUCGGUUUGAACUUUGGUGUCUGCUUGGCUUGGGUAGUCUUUAGCGUAUGCACACUUUCAGGCUUCACUGCUCUAUUUAGACAUUUGGAUAUCAAGAAGGCGAAGAAGGAGGCCGAAGAACAACAGGGAGAACACAAGGCCUGA
This is a messenger RNA of Wallemia ichthyophaga EXF-994, 1977 nucleotides long. RefSeq lists its product as uncharacterized. Gene Ontology annotation, cellular component: membrane. Lineage: Eukaryota; Fungi; Basidiomycota; Wallemiomycetes; Wallemiales; Wallemiaceae. Bases 1 to 1977 code for a protein of 658 amino acids. The record is from RefSeq and is a predicted model, not a curated record. The transcript has 12 exons.